UACAAUUUCAAUUAAUUUUUCAAUCAUAUUGCAAGCGUACGCUGUCAAAGUAAUAUCUAUUUUAAUAAUUUUUUACAAUUUUUUGUGUACUUAUUAAAAAAAAAUACUAAACAAAUAAAUUAGCAUUAAAACAACAACAAUGGCUGGCCCACUACCUUUAUUAACCACGGAAGCAGUUUACAAGAAAUUGCAAGAAUACUAUAAAGCCAAUGGAGAUAAAAUUAACAUUAAGGAUUUAUUUGCCCAAGAUGCUGAACGUUUCAAUAAAUUCAGCUUGCGCAUCAGCACUCCCAAGGAUGGUGAUAUUUUGCUAGAUUAUUCCAAAAAUCGCAUCACUCCUGAAGUAUGGAGUAUGCUUUUGGAAUUGGCUAAAGUAAGACAUGUAGCUGAGGCCCGUGAUGCCAUGAUGUCGGGUGCUGCCAUCAAUAUCACUGAAAAUCGUGCUGUCUUACACAUUGCAUUGCGUAAUCGUGGUGAUCAGGAAAUUUUGGUUGAUGGCAAGAAUGUUAUGCCCGAUGUACGCGCCGAAUUGACCCACAUGAAAGAGUUUACCAAUCAGGUUAUUUCUGGUGUAUGGCGUGGUUUUACCGGCAAACAAAUUACCGAUGUUGUUAACAUUGGUAUUGGUGGCUCCGAUUUGGGACCCCUUAUGGUCACUGAAGCUUUGAAACCCUACUGCAAGGGUUUACACUCACAUUUCGUGUCCAAUAUUGAUGGUACUCAUAUGGCUGAGGUCCUAAAGAAGGUCAACUAUGAGACUACAUUGUUUAUUAUUGCUUCGAAGACUUUUACCACCCAAGAGACCAUCACCAAUGCCACAUCGGCUAAGAAUUGGUUGUUGGAACAAACUAAAGAUCCUGCUGCUGUUGCCAAACAUUUUGUAGCUUUGUCUACCAACAAAGCCAAGGUUACUGAAUUUGGUAUUGACAGCAAGAACAUGUUUGGUUUCUGGGAUUGGGUUGGUGGCCGUUAUUCUCUAUGGUCUGCCAUUGGUUUGUCGAUUUGCUUGUCUAUUGGUUUUGAGAACUUUGAACAACUUUUGGAAGGUGCCCACUUUAUGGACAAUCACUUUAAAAAUGCACCAUUUGAGAAAAAUGCUCCCGUUAUUUUAGCCGCUUUGGGCAUUUGGUAUUCCAACUUCUACAAUGCUGAGACUCACGCACUAUUGCCCUAUGAUCAGUACUUGCAUCGUUUUGCCGCCUACUUCCAACAGGGCGAUAUGGAGAGCAACGGUAAAUUUGUUACUAAAACCGGUUCCAAAGUAGUGGACUACAAUACCGGACCAAUUGUUUGGGGUGAACCUGGUACCAAUGGUCAACACGCAUUCUACCAGCUCAUUCACCAGGGUACACGUUUGAUUCCCUGCGAUUUUAUUGCCCCAGCUGAAACACAAAAUCCCAUUGCUGGCGGUGUGCACCAUAAGAUUUUGUUGGCCAACUUCUUGGCUCAAACCGAAGCUUUAAUGGCUGGCAAAACCCCCGAACAGGCUAGAGCUGAAUUGGUCAAGUCUGGCUUGUCGGGUGAGAAAUUGGAACAGCUGUUGCCACACAAGGUAUUCACUGGCAAUCGUCCCACCAACUCCAUUGUGGUGAAAAAAGUAACACCCUUCAUUUUGGGUGCUUUAAUUGCCAUGUAUGAACACAAAAUCUUUACCCAGGGUAUUAUUUGGGACAUCAACUCCUUUGAUCAAUGGGGCGUUGAAUUGGGCAAACAAUUGGCCAAGGCUAUUGAACCCGAAUUGGCCAAUAAGGAUGUCGUUACUAGUCAUGAUGCCUCCACCAAUGGUCUUAUCAAUUUCAUCAAAUCGAAUUGGUCUUAAAAACCAAAACGAUCAUAAAUCCUAACUAGUUCUCCAAGUACUAUUGCAGACAAACAAACAAACCACUCACUACCUUAUACAACACAGUUAAGAGAAGACUCACACGCACAUUUCCACAUUUCUUAUACUCAUAUGGGGUGUGUACCCAGCAGACAGACCCCAGUGCACAACUACUACUACUAAAAACAGAAAUGUAUUUAAACUGUCAAGUGCAAUUUAUAUAUAGUAGAUGGAAAGCUAUUAAGGAUUAUAUCCUUUUUUAACAUUUCCACAAACAAAACAACAAAUCAACUAAAAAAACAAACAUCACAAAAUAAUAAUAAUUGCUUUUACCUACCUAUAAAUUAGUUUAUUAUUUUUUAGAAAAUGUUUUAAUUGUCUAAAUUUCCUUAUUUUUAGGUUUAAUCAUGGGUAUAAAAAUCUCACUAAAAAUAAUAAGAAAAAAGCUCCCCCGCAAAAAAAUAAACAUAGAAAUUACCAUACAAUAAUAAUUGGCUUAAUGUGUUUGAAACAAAAAAUUAUGUAUUUGAAAAAACAAAAAAAAAAUAUGAUAAUGUUAUAAGAUUGUUAAAUCAUUGUUGUCGUAAAUGUACUACUUCAUCAAUUUAUAACUAUCAAUGGCAUUAUUUUAGAAACAAACCAAAAAAAAAAAAAAUCAAUAAAAAUAAAGCAUAAUUGUUAGAUGUUACAAAAAAAAA
Molecule: messenger RNA, 2517 nt
Organism: Calliphora vicina (urban bluebottle blowfly)
Lineage: Eukaryota; Metazoa; Arthropoda; Insecta; Diptera; Calliphoridae
Gene: Pgi
Product: glucose-6-phosphate isomerase
Exons: 5
Coding region: 140-1819 (559 amino acids)
Biological process (GO): glucose 6-phosphate metabolic process; gluconeogenesis; glycolytic process
Cellular component (GO): cytosol
Molecular function (GO): monosaccharide binding; glucose-6-phosphate isomerase activity; carbohydrate derivative binding
Source: RefSeq, a predicted model, not a curated record